Daldinia decipiens is the source of this 1406-nucleotide messenger RNA. RefSeq lists its product as uncharacterized. The transcript is spliced from 2 exons. Lineage: Eukaryota; Fungi; Ascomycota; Sordariomycetes; Xylariales; Hypoxylaceae. Bases 502 to 1002 code for a protein of 166 amino acids. The record is from RefSeq and is a predicted model, not a curated record.
CAAUGACGUAGUUUCGGGGGCUCAACACUGAUACAUCCAACCAUCAUCCCAAGCUUGGCUGAUGGCUGAUAGCUGACAAGCUGAAAGCGCAUAACCAAACAAAGGAGCUUAGUGAGGCUCCUCCAGACAUGCCAUAGCCGCCGAUCGGAUGAUCAAUAUACUAUUCACAGAGAUAUGAUGAGAUAUGAUAUUCAUGAGAUCGCAAAAUCUUUCUUCAGACGGACAUGAUUGACUAGUGAGUGGAUUGGAGGAUUCAAAAUAGCCAAUGUCGACUAGAAUAGCUCUUGCGUUAAUGAGCGGCUCAGCUUAUAGUCUAUCAAGUUUAAAGCAUGGCCAUACAAUUGGCAUGACCUUCGAAGUGUAUAUAGGAAAGAGAAGUCUCAAGCUAUCCGACGAUUGUAAUAAACCAUUAGGAACUCAUCGCCUUGUAAACAUUCUUAAAGUCACAUAUUAUCCAGUCACGCCGAUAUUUCACACUAGCAUUAAUAUUCAUCAUUCACCAUGAAGUUCCUCGCCGUAUUUGUUACUGGGCUCUCGCUCGCCAUCCAAGCCGAAGCUGCAUGCCCCACGGUCGACCAGAUACGUACCUGGAUCAGAAACCAGGGCAUCACUCUCGACAAGACCGUUUUCUACACCAGCCCAUCUAGCACUAACAGGGACGCCAUGAACUAUGCCAACAAGAUCAACGGAAAGUUCUGGGGUAACGUCUACCCUAAUGACCAAUACUAUGACUGGCUCGGCGAAUGCGGCCCGGGUUCUGCCCAAGACGACCUUGCUCCUCGAAUGUCCGAAGCUCUUGCAAGAGAGACCACGGGUUCAGCAUAUAUAUUGUUGAAGAAGGGCACAACCCCAAGGCCGGAAUCGGUUUUCAUGGUCUACGAAUACCCGAACCUCAACGUCAAGGUCUAUGCGGUUAACCCGGAGAACCCAGACGAGACGAAAGAGUGGACUCCAGGCACAAGCUGGAAGCGAGCGGUUCCGUUCGGCGAUGUCCCGGUGUAAAAAUAAGCACGAAAAGACAUAUAUGUUAGGAUAUUUGUAUCUGUUAGUAGCGGGUCGUGUAGGGCUAUUUUAGGGUUAGGUAUUUAGGGUUAGUAUAUCGACGUUGUUUUACCUUCACGCGUUGGGUCGUUUAUAUUUGUUACAGUAACGGUCUGUUGUUGAAUCCAAUUUAAAUCAUCUCUCGGUCAAACCCUUAUGAUACUUGUAAACUUCCUGCGAGACGAACAAAUUUACGUGACGUUAUAUUGAUUUGACGUUUGCUACCUCAGGGGGUGACAAUGGACUUCAUAGGAGCCUAUAUAUUUAUAGUUGAGAGUUAGAUGACCAAUUCCUCUUUUUUCCACGUUGCUCUAUUUAUGAAUGCAGGUGUACUCAGAUGAGACGAGAAGUUAAACAGCUGGUAG